UUAUAUCAGAUCUAGUACAACUGAGUGUUCAUCUGAAGCUGGAUAUAGUUCCUAAAAUGGCUAAUUCAAUAAUUGCCAAGGUAGUCUCGUUGAGACUAGUGCCUGUAGCUGUGCUGACACAGCCUUCGCGCACGACUACCACCAAGCACUACAACCCAAAGUAUAAGAAAAUGCGGGCUCAGAAAUACAUGAAAUUCGAAUUGCCAGACUUCAGUGAAAAUGCUCAAGACAUGUCGCAAGAAAAAAUGCGACAAAAGAUGAAGGAACGUGGUUUGAUUCCACCAAGGCCUUGGAUGGAGCGUGCAUUUUAUAUUUCUGCCACAGGAGGUACCUUUGAGCCAUAUGUUCCUCCAGAAGGUGAUGGCAAAGCGUCUUUGGUGUCUACAUCUCGUGCUAAACAAGCAGUACAACACCUUGAGAAGAAAUCUAAAUCCAUGAUGGCUAUACGUAAAAUUAAAUCGUUUGAGGAAGAUUUUGACAGCAAGGAGUUUGUUGAACAGGCGCAGAAGAUCUACAUAAAAGCCCACAAGAGUCUUAUAGAUAAUGACAAACAUACUCUAAGACAGUAUGUUACGGAGAAAGCAUACCCAGAGUUCAGACACAAUUCAUAUGGCAAGACAACUCGUUGGGAAUUUCUGGAAUCAUUGGAACCACCAAGAAUAGUGCAUGCUCGGUGUACAGAUGUUGUUAGCAAGGAGAAUAUUUUUGGGCAGGUAACUGUUCGCUUCCACACAAAGCAGCGACUUAGUGUAUAUGACCGUUUCGGGCGGCUGAUACACGGCAGUGAGAUCCUCGCCAAAGACGUCCUCGAGUAUGUGGUGUUUGAGAAACAUUUGUCGAAUCUGUAUGGCACGUGGCGCGUCCAUGAUAAGAUUAUACCGGACUGGGCGCCGCCAAAGGAACCCUCCAAGCUAACGCGGACAAGAGAAGCAAAAGCACCAGUUGAAACAGCAGUAGUGGAAAAAGAAGAGUCUAAAAAUACACCUGCAGUUGCUGACAAGUAGUAUUCAAUAAGUAAGUGUAGGCAGAUAUAAAUAUAAUCAAACUUAUUGCUGGUGUUUCAUUGCUGUUUUAACAACUAAGAUUAAAUUAUAAUUAUACUUUGCCACUUGGACACUAACAAUACCUAAUUAAAAUGAUCUUGGUGUGUAUCAAAAUUACCACUUCGUUCCUACCAGUGAUAUUAAGUAGACCUAUUAUAGUAGAACAGCUGGGACUUUAUGUCGCAUAUUUUGUUCUAUUAACUGAACAUUUCAACUAUAAAAUAUUUGAACAUUUUCAAUGAUUUCAGGUCGCAGAAAUGAUAUGUGAUUGUUUAGCGGUAUCUUAACACUUCAUUAUGAUUCAGUUACUUCGGAUGCAUUGUGAAAAAGUAAAUGUUUAGUUAAGUGUAUAACCCAGACCUUUUUGUGUAUUGAGACCUACUGACACUGACUACCAAACAACUUUAAUUUGGGAACGAAGUUUUCCCAGUUCCCUUAAAUGAUUACAUUUAUUACUAGUAAUACGUGAACGUUAGUCGUAAGAAUUACUUCCUUAAGUUUAAUUUUCUGUGGUAAUGCUCUUUACCACCACUUGAAAUACGGUCAUAUGUUUUCAUUACACCUGUUUAGUUUGUAAGUGUAUUAUUAGCAAGGUCUGUUUGUGUUAGUUUGUGUAAUAGUCACGUAAUGUAACUGGUUUCAUUAUAGAAGAAGAACUUUGAAGACAUUCAUCGCCGUUUGCCCCGUGUCGCAAAAUGACACGGGGCCGUGGGGGUCAAAAUGACCAGCAUGAAACUGGUGGCAAACGCUAUGUAUUUGGAUAAGCCAUAUAACAUGACCGAUUCGGCCCUAAGGUUCUAAGUCUACUUUAAUUUCAAGUUGAAUUUAAGUUCUUACAAUGAUUCCAAAACAAGGAAGAAAAAUAUUUGUGUGAAAUGUAUGUCUAUCUAGAUCAUAGGCUUCCAAACUGUUUUGCCUCAUCGCCCAGUCUUGGCUCACGGCAAGAUAAAAAAAUUUCUACGCCUACCACCACAAAAAAUAAUUGAAAACACGUAGUUUUCGUAUUAACACAAAAAAUUACAGGGGAAAAAAAUAUUUUUUUAUUUUGUGUGUGUGUCCUAUAAGUAAUUAUUCAAUUUUUGUUUUUCAAAUGCGGUAGCACCCAUGUGGGACCCCCUGAACAGCAUCAACGCCGCCCCUCAGUGCUUUCGAGGCCCCCCGAGACCGCUAGGAUUCUUCAGCGACCACUAAAAUAGGGAAACGUUUUGGGAAACUAUGAUCUAGAUUCAACAGACAUGUUGUGUAUGUCAGUUUUAGGUGGAUUGGUUUAUGGAUUUGAUACAUGGAUAGAUGGAUGCAUUACGUACUGCCUAAACGUACAGGUUGAAAUGCCCGACACUAAAAAAUCCCAUAAUAGAGCCAAAUAAUGAAUUAUCUCGAAAAUAAAUUUAUUAUAACAUUAUACAAAUGAGA
This is a messenger RNA of Hyposmocoma kahamanoa, 2456 nucleotides long. It is a transcript of the gene mRpL45, whose product is annotated as probable 39S ribosomal protein L45, mitochondrial. Gene Ontology annotation, cellular component: mitochondrion. Bases 57 to 1004 code for a protein of 315 amino acids. The transcript is spliced from 4 exons. Lineage: Eukaryota; Metazoa; Arthropoda; Insecta; Lepidoptera; Cosmopterigidae. The record is from RefSeq and is a predicted model, not a curated record.